AUCACACAAUUUACAGGCUGAAACUGAUGCAUGUCCAGCAUAAUGAUCACCCUCAAGAUGUUCCUUUUUCUGCUGUCUGUUGCUGCCAUUUGGUUUUUCAUAAGUCAACAAUUCCUUGCAGCUGACUGGCUGCAGUUUCAGGAUCAAAGGUUGUGUGCUUGUGAGAAAUGUUUAUUGGAAGAUCCACUGUUGUUUAACAGUAGUUUUAACAGUUCUGUUGAGCCGUUUUUGUGUGCAGAGCACAACCUCACUGAGGAUGCUUUCUACUGGUGGAAGGAAAUACAGCUUGAAAAGUGUAACUUCAGUGUCUAUGAAGCAACAGUGAAGAAGAUAUUUGAAACAUUUCCACCCAGACCAGAUCUUCCAGAACUCAGACCUGAUCGCUGCCGGACUUGUGCAGUUGUGGGAAAUUCUGUUAACCUGAAAAGAUCUCAUUAUGGACCUCUGAUAGAUCACCAAGAUGUCGUCAUAAGGGUGAAUGCUGCUCCCAUCAAAGGCUAUGAAGCAGAUGUUGGGACCAGAACGACCCAUCAUGUCAUGUAUCCGGAGAGUGCUGUGGAUUUAGAUAACACUACUCAUCUUGUUCUGUUUCCAUUCAAAAUAUCUGAUCUUAUGUGGCUCAUCAAGGCAUUCACAACAGGAUUUUCUGGAGUGUCAUAUGCACCUAUAAAAUCCAAAGUACAAGCUAACAAGGAUUUGGUGAUGGUGCUCAGUCCGGCUUUCAUGAAGUACAUUCAUGACUUGUGGCUGGAAAAGGAGGGCAGCUAUCCAUCUACUGGCUUUAUGGCUUUAAUUCUAGCACUCCACAUUUGUGAUGAGGUCCACGUGUUUGGUUUUGGAGCAGACAGCAAAGGAAGAUGGAGCCAUUACUGGGAAAAACUUAAAGACAAAGAGUUUAAAACUGGAGUACAUCCUGGACAUCAUGAGUAUAAUGUCAUUCAGCAGUUAGCUGAGAACAAAAUAAUCACAUUUUAUAAAGGACAGUGAUGGUUGUAUAAUAUAAAACUGAUGUGUGUGUACAAGAAAAGUUAACAAAUGAUUCGGUUUUAGUGCAC
Molecule: messenger RNA, 1055 nt
Organism: Melanotaenia boesemani (Boeseman's rainbowfish)
Lineage: Eukaryota; Metazoa; Chordata; Actinopteri; Atheriniformes; Melanotaeniidae
Product: CMP-N-acetylneuraminate-beta-galactosamide-alpha-2,3-sialyltransferase 1-like
Exons: 6
Coding region: 31-987 (318 amino acids)
Molecular function (GO): beta-galactoside (CMP) alpha-2,3-sialyltransferase activity
Source: RefSeq, a predicted model, not a curated record